Cylindrotheca closterium is the source of this 1521-nucleotide messenger RNA. The record is from the annotation of a GenBank genome assembly. NCBI's taxonomy places the organism in Eukaryota, Bacillariophyta, Bacillariophyceae, Bacillariales, Bacillariaceae.
AUGAUCCGAAUAGGAAAGAUUCGAAUAAAAGUCGGCUUGUCUGCUCUUGUUGGUCUCUACUUGGUCUUUGUGUUUCUCAGUUCUGGCGGCAAACGUGAAGGGUAUGAACCAACACCACUGUCAUCCUUGCCCAGUCUAAUAGAGACAGACGUCUUGAUCAUUGGUGCUGGCAUUGCUGGAUUGACUGCGGCUGCUACCUUGAGAGAGCAAGAUGUCAAAUUCAAAAUACUCGAAGCCUCAAGGAAAAUUGGAGGCCGUCUGCAAACGACGCAUCAAUUUGGCGGCAUUGGUUUCGAUGUGGGAAGCACAUUGGUCUACGAACCAGCCUGGCCCAACAUUAUUGCGAGAAAGGAUGUCAAUGCUACGACUGUGCGAUUCUCUUCCAAAAAAUUGCCCUGCUAUGGACAGUGGGUCUUUGAAAAUUACACCUGGAAUGACUUUGUCAUGGAUCACAUGCAACCAGAACGGGGAGAAAUUGUUCACAGUUGCUUUGUAGAAUCGGUAAGCUAUCCGAAACUAAAGAAAUCCAAAAAAGACGAGAAACAGCAGGAGGAUGAUGAUGCUCCUGUCGCCGCGAUCUGUGGAAAGCAUACCUUUCACGCCAAGCACAUUAUUGUUACCUCCCCACUCAAUGUCCUAAAGUCAGGGGACAUGAAAUUCAAUCCGCCGCUUCCAAAAGCACUGGUCCAAGAUCACCCAGCUACUGUCAUGGACGGCAUUAAAGUCAUUAUGGAGUUCAAAUGGCCCUUUUACCCGAAAUACGUCGACAUGGGUUGGUACCAACCCAAGGAUCCACCCGGUCUGACCAAGUUUUAUGGAGCGGACUUACUCCAGCCUCACUCGAGGAACUAUGUGAUUGUCGGCGACAUUUUGGGGUCCCAUGCUACCCAAUACUACGAUAUGACGAAUGCUUCCUCGGCGCAGUUCGUCUUGGACGUUAAGAAACCAGGUUGGAAAAAGGAUUGGACCGAAAAGAACUUUACCAAUCACCUCCUGAAAAUUCUGGACCGCCAAAUGGUCAAUUACUUUUUGCAAGAGGACGUCGUCUCGGCCAAUUUGAUCAAGAUGCAAAUCGUUUACUGGAACAAGAUCAAGUCCAUUCGGGGUGGUUCCAUUCAACCCUUUGACUGUGCUGCGCCUCCAGUCGAAAGUAGUGAAGGCGAUGAUGACGACGACGACAAUGGUGACGAAUCUGGCGAUGCUGACGAUGACAAACCCAAGAUUUGUGGUGGAACCCAAUUGAUCAAUGGCAAACUUAUAUUAGCGGGAGAAGCCUUUCCAUACAUUAGCAAUCCCGGUGAAAUUGGAUGGGUCCACAAUGCGGCACUUUCGGGGCGGCACGCGGCUGGACAAGUUAUAUCGAAAUUGCUGCCCAAGGGAGGCAAGAAGAUUGCCUCCAAGCUCAAGUUGCCGCAAAAGACGGAUUGGCAGUCUCCAUGGCUCAACCCGAAACUCAUGGACCAAAUAACCAAAGAAGAGUUUGCUGAAGCCGCUGCAAAGCGGGCAGAGUUAAUAAAAUAG